Molecule: messenger RNA, 4990 nt
Organism: Equus caballus (horse)
Lineage: Eukaryota; Metazoa; Chordata; Mammalia; Perissodactyla; Equidae
Gene: PTDSS1
Product: phosphatidylserine synthase 1
Biological process (GO): phosphatidylserine biosynthetic process
Molecular function (GO): L-serine-phosphatidylethanolamine phosphatidyltransferase activity
Source: RefSeq, a predicted model, not a curated record
GUCCUUCCCUGGGCGCCCAGGCUUUGCUCCGCGCCAGACCCGUCCCCGCCGCCCGGCCUCCUCUCCUCCGUCUGCGGCUCGUCAUCUCUGGGGUCCCAGCCUCCACGGGCCGGGACCACUGCCGCCGCUGCAGGACGGGGAGGCGGGCCAUGGCGUCCUGCGUGGGGAGCAGGACCCUGAGCAAAGAUGAUGUGAACUACAAGAUGCAUUUCCGGAUGAUCAACGAACAGCAAGUGGAGGACAUCACCAUCGACUUCUUCUACCGGCCGCACACCAUCACCCUGCUCAGCUUCACCAUCGUCAGCCUCAUGUACUUCGCCUUCACCAGGGAUGACUCUGUCCCAGAAGACAACAUCUGGAGGGGUAUCCUCUCUGUUAUUUUCUUCUUUCUUAUCAUCAGUGUAUUAGCUUUCCCCAAUGGUCCGUUUACUCGACCUCAUCCAGCCUUAUGGCGAAUGGUUUUUGGACUCAGUGUGCUGUACUUCCUGUUCCUGGUAUUCCUCCUCUUCCUGAACUUCGAGCAGGUUAAGUCCUUAAUGUACUGGCUAGAUCCAAAUCUGCGAUAUGCCACAAGGGAAGCAGAUGUCAUGGAGUAUGCUGUGAACUGCCAUGUUAUCACUUGGGAGAGGAUUAUCAGUCAUUUUGAUAUAUUUGCAUUUGGACAUUUCUGGGGCUGGGCCAUGAAGGCUUUGUUGAUCCGUAGUUAUGGCCUCUGCUGGACAAUCAGCAUUACUUGGGAGCUAACUGAGCUUUUCUUCAUGCAUCUUCUGCCCAAUUUUGCCGAGUGCUGGUGGGAUCAAGUCAUUCUGGACAUCCUCUUGUGCAAUGGUGGCGGCAUCUGGUUGGGCAUGGUCGUUUGCCGAUUUUUAGAGAUGCGGACUUACCACUGGGCAAGCUUCAAGGACAUCCACACCACCACCGGGAAAAUCAAAAGAGCCGUGCUCCAGUUCACCCCUGCUAGCUGGACCUACGUGCGAUGGUUUGACCCCAAAUCUUCAUUUCAGAGAGUGGCUGGAAUAUACCUUUUCAUGAUCAUCUGGCAGCUGACUGAGUUGAAUACCUUCUUCUUGAAACAUAUCUUUGUGUUCCAAGCCAGUCAUCCAUUAAGCUGGUGUCGAAUUCUCUUUAUUGGCGGCAUCACGGCUCCCACAGUGAGACAAUACUAUGCUUACCUCACUGACACACAGUGCAAACGUGUGGGAACACAAUGCUGGGUGUUUGGGGUCAUUGGUUUCCUGGAAGCUAUUGUUUGCAUAAAAUUUGGACAAGAUCUCUUCUCUAAGACCCAAAUACUCUAUGUCGUGCUUUGGCUUCUUUGUGUGGCUUUCACCACCUUCCUGUGUCUGUAUGGCAUGGUUUGGUACGCAGAGCACUAUGGUCACCGAGAAAAGACCUACUCAGAGUGUGAAGACGGCACCUACAGUCCAGACAUCUCCUGGCCUCACGGGAAAGGCACCAAAGGUUCUGAAGACAGCCCACCCAAGCAUCCAGGCAACAACGAAAGCCAUUCUUCCAGAAGAAGGAAUCGACAUUCCAAGUCAAAAGUCACCAAUGGAGUUGGAAAGAAAUGAAAGACCCUGGUUAAUUAAAGAUGUUCCAGAGAGUGCCUAGAACUGAGAGGGAAACGGAAUCGUUUGGACCUCCCUGUUAGGAGGUCAAAACACAUGCAAAUAGGUAGAGGAGUGGGGACUCUGGGGCCAUUAUUUGAGAGUGUAAGUCUUGUUUCCAACAGACCCAGCCUCAUCGGGCCGAUCAUUGCCUGGGGUCCUUUGCCAGUUUGGGGUCUCUUCUAACUUCAGCACUUGGCAUGCGGUCACUGGUAGCAGUUCAGUGUGUUCGAAGGAAAAGGUAGCUAUGUACUCAGAGUUGCCAAGAGCAGCUUUGUGCUUGUGUGUAGUAUGGACGCAGAUUAAACAUCUUCAUUCAGAAGGGGCAUUGACUAUACAGUAGUGGACUGAUCACCAGUUCUCAUUUUUAUGACUCUGCCUUUCCAUGUGAUUGGUUUAAGUUUAGGCCACUUUUCUGUCUUUUAUUUCGUUGUUAUUUGUUUUUAAGUUAGGACGCAUAAAAGCCUUCAGAUGCCACUGCUGAAAUUGAACUGGAGGAGGCCUCUCCGCUCUUCUAGAGAAACAAAGGGGAGAGUUUUUGUGUUACCAUUUAGCAACCUCAUCCCGUUUUAGGACCUUACACCAUACGGCGGGGGUAAACCUGUCCCAGGAAAGGCUAGCUACCUGCAUAGGAUCCUAGGCUUCAGAUCAGAACCAUUUUUGUUCCAUUACAAAUGUGAUUUGUCCAGACUUAUCCACAGUGCACACAAGUCAGCCUGUUCGAGAGGCAGUGCCCACCGUGGCCUCUCCCUCCAGCCAGGUGCCUUUUAUAGUUGGUUUGGGUUCCUCCAUGGUGUGUUGCUGACAUGUCUUUUAGUCCCAUGUGAGGUGCUGGUGAGUAUUACCUUUCAUCGUGCCAUGCUCUAGAACAUUUACCUGAUAGUUCACCACCUCUGAUGAAUCCCUGUUUUAAAUAAAACAAUUCACAUUAAAGCCCAUCAAAGAUCUGUCUCCAUCAAAUGGUCAUUUCUCUGCAUCUUUAUGGUAUUUUCCACUGCUCUUAGGCAAGCACUGUAUUUUUCAGGUGACUUUAGGAUAAUCUGAAUGUGUAUGUGUUUUAUAGUGAGAAGAAAAAAUGUAUUUUGGAGGGCUUACCCACACAUAGUCCUGUUUCCUGACCUCCCAAGUGAUCAAUAAGAAAUGAACAAGAUAGUCAUUGUUUUCUUUACUAUGUUAAUGGUUACAUCUACCAAGUUGGAUUUUUUUCUCUAACAAGUGGCAGGUACCCAGCUAAUUGGCUUAUAGAUGUAAACUUGCUAAAAGCAAUCCUUUUGUUCCCUCAUUUCACAGAGCACAGAAAUGUCCAUGUCUUUUCCCCCUUUAAGGAAAUCUUUAACCAUAGAAGUGUCAUGUUUUUCUUUUUCUGCAAAAGAAUUCCGGGGUGAAGGUGUUGAAUGAAUCAUGCAAGCCGGGGUCACGUCCUGUGCUCUGGGCCUCUAGUGACCACUUGGUUGAGAGCCUCAUGCAGACCUGCUCCAGCAGCCGGACACGUUGCUAGCGGAGAGGCGUCAGCAGGCACUCGGCCGGCACCAUGGCUGAGGGAGUCAGCUGUGAGGGUCCCAGUCCCGACAGCAGCCCCAUCCUUCCCAGGGAAGAGAGGCAAGCAGGCUUGUUUCAUAAACCCCCUUGCACUUGUAUAACCCAUCAGAGGCCUUUUGAAACAUAGGUACAAUGUAAACAUUAUUUUAGUUUGAAAGUAGGUGAGUUUAUUUUGUUUGUCCCUGCAUCUUGCUUUCCUGAGCACUGAGUGCUCCUGUAUGUCAUAUAUAUCGUAUACCCCUACUCUCUGUCCUCAUGCCUGGGCCGUGUCACUGAGUAUUUUCGAGUUCAUUUUCCAGGAGAGUUGGCCUGCCACUUUAACACUCCUCCGGUUGAUAGCGCAGCCGGACUGAUGGAGCGUAUUUCCUCUCUCCAAGGCCGGCGGAGAGGGAGGCACCUGUUUUUAGGAUGUGGUGACUUUGACUUUCCUGUGGGAUAUGCGAAAGCAAAGUGCACAUGAGGUAAUUUUUCCUCGUGGCUUUGUCUGAAACAGCCAGGAAAGUCCUCAGACGCUUUCCUUGGCCUUUCUUUGAGUGUAAACUUUUUGUUCCCUUUCAGUAAGAGCUCUUGACUGCAGUGGUUUCAAACCCAGUGCUUUGCAUGACUGGCCAGAACCACAGCUGCUGUUCCUCCUAGAAACCAUAUUGCUGGGUUUGGCCUACUUUUUCCACCCGUUUCUAUGGAAAUGGACCUCACAUUGAUGGAAAUAGAAUACAUGUUUCAGAGUCAUCAUUUCAUAUCGGAAAUGAUUCAAAUGCAAAUUAUGUCACAUUCACCAUUUACAAACUGCCCUCUUAAAAGACACCAUUAUUUUGGAUGUAAUGCGCAAAGAAUGUUUUAUGUAUCUUUCUCCUAAGUAGCAUUGCAGUGAGUGUUAGAUAUUUUUCCCUUUUUGUCAUUCUUGGCCUUUCCCUGCUGUUCUUUGUGUCUGUUUUCACCAUUUGUAAAAGCCUUGCCCAAACUGCUCCCACAGCAAUGCUAGGACGUUUCAUUGACCCAUUCAGCGUUUCGAUGAUGAAAGACAUCCUAUAAAUGCCAGUCUUAUUUUCUCUAGGACUGCGUCUAUAGUGGGUGCGUGAGUAAGGUACUCACCCAGGAGAAAUAAAAUGAAGUUCUUUACCAAACACAUCAGGUUUGGCCCGAUUGGUCUUCCCUCCGAAGCUGCUGCACAGCGUCUCCGCAUGGUAGCUCUUCUAGUCAAGGAUCACACUUUGGAGCUGGACCCUUGGGUUGUUUUAUUUGUUCGUAAUAGUGCCCUCAGUCAGGCCCUUUCAGGGGAGAGGAUGGACACAGAAGGGGAGGCUAAACACAGGGUGGAAAAGAAAAAGAUUGACCAUUGGAAACCAGACUAAAUGAGCACUUCAAACACCGGCGACUUAACUUGCGUGCCCUUUGGAUUAUGCUCGCUGACUGCUGUGGCAUUCGUGGGCCCACCACAGAGUUGACCAUGUGGGCUUCACUUACGGCAUUCUUAUUGUCAUAACUAGGAAUCCCACAGGUAGCCUGCUGCUAUCCUCACUAUAUUUCCCAUUUAUAUGACUGAAAUCAAGAUGUAAGAGCCAAGACUUCUGUUGAGCAGUGUUUCAUUACAGAUGCAUCUCCCUCCUUCAUAUGUGUGUGUGCGUUGCAAGGGUUGUAUUUGGGAUUUGGUUCUUUGCAAGGGUCAGCAUUAGUAAUGGCUAAGACCAAUGGGCAGCACGAUCUUGUUGCUAGCCCAUAAUAAUUAGAUUUUUACAACCUUUCCCUUUUAUCACAUUUUAUUCCAAACCUGAUGCAACAACUAUCACAGCUAAAGGUUGCAAAAUUCUUAAAUUAAACUUUGGUAUUGUCUUUGAUGCAAUAAA